This is a messenger RNA of Oppia nitens, 1168 nucleotides long. RefSeq names its product pyroglutamyl-peptidase 1-like. The coding region runs from base 349 to 1080 and encodes 243 amino acids. The transcript has 5 exons. Gene Ontology annotation, biological process: proteolysis. NCBI's taxonomy places the organism in Eukaryota, Metazoa, Arthropoda, Arachnida, Sarcoptiformes, Oppiidae. The record is from RefSeq and is a predicted model, not a curated record.
ACAGACAGACAUGUGAUAUAUGAUGUGAUGUGUUGUGUAUUAUAUUAUUAAUCAGUUUUUUAUUAAAAUAAAUAGUUUUACACAUAUAUUAUUGAUUUUUGUUGUUGUUGUUGUUGUAUAGAAAUAAUAAUAAUAUUAAUAAUUGAUAAUAUAAUUUGAAAUAACUAACUAAACUAAACAGUUAUACUGUAUAUGAUAUAUGAUAAGUGAAUUCAAGCGUCAAUUGAUUAAUCAAUCAAUAAGUUGAUGACAUAUAAUAUAUCGAUGUAUUAAAGGCAAUCAUUAUAAUCAAAAGUGUCCUAUCGGUGUGUGUGUGUGUGUGUGUUAUCUAUAGCAUUGUAAUAAGCAAUGGGUGACCAGCGAGUAGUUGCCGAUAUGGUCGUCGACUGCGGCGGCGGUAGCGGUGGUGGUGGACACCAACAGUUGCCAACCGUUGUGGUCACCGGUUUUGGUGUAUUUCGUAACUAUAAGCUGAACCCUUCGUGGGAAUGCGUCCAACGAUUACGGCUAAAAGGCUGUCAUCUGAUUGUCGAAGAGAUACCCGUAGUCUACGAUGAAGUGGACAAAAGAGUGGCAAACAUUUGGACCAAACAUAAGCCUUUUUUGGUCAUUCACUGCGGUGUGUCGUCGAUAGCCAAAUGUAUAACAUUGGAGACGAAAGCCGUACGCCAGCAACGAUUGUACGACAAGCCAGACAUUUAUGGUCGACUACCGGAUGAUGGCGGCGGACGACAACCUAUGAUGUGUGCCGACGGUAACAGUUGCCGGCAAAUUGGGUCCACAGUUGAAGAUGAAUGCUAUGAUUGUAUUGAAUGCGGAAUCGAUUUGCAAAAAGUUUGCAAUGAAGUCAACCAACACUUUGAAAAAGGUUUGGUCCGAUUGGGAGCCGAUCUGUCGUCAAACGCCGGCAGAUUUCUAUGCGAAUACAUAUAUUGUUCGUCACUUAAACAGUGCACCGAUAGGACGGCAUUCAUACACGUGCCUGAAAUCAGCGACAACUGUCCACUAGAGGACAUACAUUCGGCACUUGAACUGACAAUACAGACUAUAGUAAACCAUGUUAUGCAUAGUCAUAAAUAAAUAAAAUAAAUAAAUCACUUGGAAAUUGCCAAAUGAUAUGUUUGUUUUUAUUUUAUUGCAUUUUUUUAAAUAUUAUAAUUCAAUUGAA